AUGUCAUCACUUGACGGCAAGGUCUAUGCGUUCACUGGUGGUGCCAGUGGGAUCGCCUUUGCAACCGCCAAAAUCCUCGCGAGGCGCGGAGCCACGAUCUGCAUCGCCGAUAUCGACACGGAAGCAAUGAGGGAGGCAGAAAUCUACUUCCAAGAACACAAAAUUCGCUUUUCUAUCAACAAAGUGAACGUUGCUGUCCGGAGCCAGGUAGAUGAUUGGAUAGACGGCAUCGUGAAGCAGUUCGGACGUCUGGACGGUGCGGCAAACGUUGCGGGCGUCAUCGGCAAACACCACGGCACACGCCCUGUCGCGGAACUAGAUGACGACGAGUGGAACAAGAUUAUCGCCGUCAAUUUGACAGGAUGCAUGUAUUGUAUGCGGGCCGAGCUUCGAAACAUUGUUGACGGCGGUUCCAUCGUCAACGUAUCUUCGAUCCAUGGGCUCAGAGGAUUCGCGAAUCACGGAGCGUACGAUGCCAGUAAGCACGGUAUGAUUGGCUUGACGAAAGCCGCGGCCAAGGAGAAUGGCGCGCGCGAAGUGAGGGUGAAUGCCGUGGCGCCGGGCGCUAUAUUCACACCAUUGAUGGAGAAGAAUUGGAAGGCUGCUGGACGGUCGCUGGACGCACCGUUCGACGAGCCGACGGCGUUUCAACGGCAAGGAACCUCCGAAGAGUGUGGUAAUGUCCUAGCCUUCCUGCUCGGCCCCGAAAGCACAUUUGUGAGCGGGUCCGUGUAUGAGGUGGACGGAGCAUGGCUGUGA
Molecule: messenger RNA, 759 nt
Organism: Verticillium alfalfae VaMs.102
Lineage: Eukaryota; Fungi; Ascomycota; Sordariomycetes; Glomerellales; Plectosphaerellaceae
Product: 3-oxoacyl-[acyl-carrier-protein] reductase
Exons: 2
Coding region: 1-759 (252 amino acids)
Source: RefSeq, a predicted model, not a curated record